Messenger RNA from Manihot esculenta (cassava), 740 nucleotides. RefSeq lists its product as uncharacterized. The coding region runs from base 414 to 626 and encodes 70 amino acids. The record is from RefSeq and is a predicted model, not a curated record. Lineage: Eukaryota; Viridiplantae; Streptophyta; Magnoliopsida; Malpighiales; Euphorbiaceae. The transcript has a single exon.
CAUACCCAUCAGGAAAAUUCAACACAAAUGCUCGAAAUUUUUACACAUCCGAAUGCAUAAUUCGAUCAAUUCACAUUAUUGAAAAAAAAAAUUAUCUAAAACAUAAUAGGAUCCACAUAUUAAUAUUAUAUUUUUUAAUUGGUUGCAUAUAUAAAUUAAUUUAUACUGUAAAAAUUUUUCAUACAAACACAUACCUUUCCCCCCCUGUCAACCUACCCUCUUCUUUCUCACUAAGUAUCGCAUCCCCAUCUCCUUAAUCACCAAGAAAAUUACUCUCCUUCUCUUACAAGUCCCUCUUACAUAUUUAAUUCCCACCCGUCUUUUCUCAUGUGUUCUUCAAGAGAAGAGUGACUGCAAAGCUUUCACUUCUGCAUCCAAAUAACUGUAUGCGUGUGACAGACAGAUAGAGAGAGAUGAGUGCUGAUUGGGGACCAGUUGUGGUAGCAGUGGUUUUGUUCAUCCUAUUGUCACCGGGGCUAUUAUUCCAGCUACCAGCAAGAACAAGAGUUGUAGAAUUUGGGAACAUGAACACUAGUGGAAUCGCCAUUCUGAUUCAUGCUGUAAUAUACUUUUGCAUAAUCACUAUCUUGAUCAUUGCAAUUGGUAUCCAUAUACAUGUUAAUUGAUUUCAACAUCUGCGCCAACAAGGUUGGCUCCUCUCUCUCCCCCCCUCUUAAUUUCUUUCCUUUUUGUACUACUUCUAUACAAUUUUCCCUGCUAAAUUAAUUUUCUCUGGUUCA